CCAUCUGGAAUUAAAAAUGCCACGUCAGAAAAUGGCGUGAAAUCUAACGUGCAGCCUCACUUUGUUUAUGCUUAAACCGACGGUCUAGAUGGAUUUGCUGCGCGUCGUAUCACGCGCCAAAACUGUACGUAAGUUUCACGUCUAUUCCAUUUCGUACGGAUCCUCUCUCUCUCUCUAAGUACUAACUCUUCUCCUUCUUCCUGCACUCUGUAUAUCCAUCCGCCAUUUUCACUCUCCCGAAGCUCUGUAAUGGGAGUGUUUUUUUUCGCUUUGAGUUCGGUGGAGCUUCCUGUGCAGUAGCUUUUGAGAUUGAGUUUAUUGAGAAAUGAUGCUCCAGCUCGGCCGUGAAACGCUGCUGUGAAAUCCGCUUUCCGGUCUCAGAAAUUGAAGCGAUAUUUGGUGAGGAAAUGGUGUUCGAGCUCUUGACAUCUUGUUUUGUUCGAUAUUUAGUGCCUCAAGCUUCCAGAAAAGAUAACAAGAUGAUGUCGAUGCGGAGAAGCCUGGCUUGCUGCACAAGGGACCGAGGAGUCAGCCUGGACAUGGACGAGCAAGAGAGGAUUAUGAUUUUUAAUGGUCUUGAGAGUUGCGUUUUAAACAAUCAAACCUAUGAAAAUGAAAGCGGAUCAGGUACAACUGACUCAUUGGAGGAUCAUGAUUCAAGCUGUUCUUCUAGCAAGGAUGCUUGUGGAUCUUUCUCCUCAAAAUGGUUGGCAAUGCCUAGGGACGAGCAGGAUUUGGAUGAGUGGGGACUAGCAGAAAGCCCUCAGAAAUUAUACAUGAAAGAGAAACAUGAUCACACCGUUCAGGAUUCAGACGUGGAAGCAAUGAAAGAAAAGUUCACAAAACUAUUGCUUGGUGAAGAUGUCACAGGAGGGCAGAAAGGGCUCAGCUCUGCCUUGUCACUGUCUAAUGCCAUCAACAAUCUAGCCGCCUCGGUUUUUGGAGAAUUCUGGAAAUUGGAACCUCUUCCUGAGGAGAGGAAGAGUAAAUGGAGAAGGGAAAUGAACUGGUUGCUCUCUCCUACUCACUAUAUGGUUGAAUUGGUUCCUACAAAGCAAAAUGGUACGAGCGGUAGAGUAAUGGAGAUAAUGACUCCGAAGGUUCGGGGAGAUGUCCACGUGAAUCUUCCAGCUCUCCAGAAGUUAGAUUCCAUUCUAAUUGGAACACUGGAUUCAAUGGCGAAGACUGAGUUUUGGUAUGCAGAAGUUGGUAGCAGGGCUGAAGGAAGAAGCAAGAGUAUGGACCAAAGCAUGAGGUGGUGGCUUCCAUUACCACGAGUACCAUCCACUGGACUAUCUGAGAAUGAGAGGAAGAAAUUGCUCAACCAUGGCCGAGUUGUACAUCAAGUAUUCAAAGCUGCCAAAUCCAUCAAUGAAAGCAUUUUGUGUCAAAUGCCCGUACCAACUGUUAUAAGGGAGGCAGUCCGAGCUUCUGGAAAAGCAAACCUCGGUGAAGAACUUUACAAGAUUCUGAUAUCAGAAUCUGGUCCAGCCGAGAACAUGCUGAAUCAGCUUAAUCUAGAAUCCGACCAUGGAGUCCUCGAGGCUAUAAACCGCCUCGAAGCUGCAAUAUUCACCUUGAAAGAGAAAUACACCGAACAAAGUGGCAACAAAUCUCCAGUUCGAACUUCCUGGCCUUUUGUCAAGGACAAAAUGGCUGGUAUGAAUAAGUCGAAAUUACUCACUUAUCGAGCCGAUAUUCUUCUACAGCUACUGAAAUCAAAAUAUCCAAAUCAUCCUCAAACCUUUCUAGAUAUCUCAAAAAUCCAAUAUGGGAAGGACGUUGGGCACUUGAUUCUGGAAGCGUAUUCACGGGUGCUCGGAAACUUGGCGUACAUCAUACUCUCUAGAAUUGCAGAUGUUCUACAAGAGGAUGUUAUGUGCAACAACCCAAAUUCACCUGCACCAUGUUGUUUUCCAGGGAUGAGUCUGUUGAACAAUUGCAGGGAUCACAUGUCUGCUCUCCAUGCGUGGCAGCCACUUAUCGGCCACCCGAACAGUCAUCCCAAUAUGACAUUCUCAGCCUGCCAAGUCAGAGGAAACUCUCCGACUGCAAGUCCGAGCCGAAACCAAACAUCGUGGUGCAUGGGGAGAGAGGUUUGUAGGAGUGUUUCAUCUGGAAAUAAGUCACCAUAGCCUUUUGAGGUACAUUGACACUUGCACUUUGUUCCUCUGGGAAUCAGAAGCAUACAUAUUUUGAACUCAUUGUAUAUUGACUGUAAAGUUUAAAAAGCACAGUAUAUUUAUAGUUUUGUGUUAUUCUAUUUAUCUUUUUGAGGGAUUUUUCAUGGGAUAAAGACUCGAGCCUAGGGUGAAAGCCCUCAGCUCAUGCAUCAAUUUAUCGAAAGAACCAAUGUUAUUCCAA
Cucurbita maxima (winter squash) is the source of this 2364-nucleotide messenger RNA. RefSeq names its product rop guanine nucleotide exchange factor 14-like. Gene Ontology annotation, molecular function: guanyl-nucleotide exchange factor activity. Bases 408 to 2135 code for a protein of 575 amino acids. The record is from RefSeq and is a predicted model, not a curated record. The transcript is spliced from 10 exons. NCBI's taxonomy places the organism in Eukaryota, Viridiplantae, Streptophyta, Magnoliopsida, Cucurbitales, Cucurbitaceae.